CGACUUGACGUCAGUGAAACGAAUGGUUUCGAGUCAUCACGUCUGGUAUCGCGGUAUCUGCGCCGACAUUUCGUGCAGAAGUACACUGCAAAGGGAAGAGCAGAGAAGAAAAGAACCUCGUUCAUGAAUUAAACCUCACUGUGUUUGUUCACAGAAUUCUCGGUUGUAGGGCUGUUGUUUAGCAGUCAGUAUGGCGGUAGUCAUCAGGCUGCAGGGCCUGCCCAUAGUGGCCGGCACCAUGGACAUCAGACACUUCUUCUCUGGCCUCACCAUCCCUGACGGGGGAGUGCACAUCGUAGGGGGUGAGCAUGGAGAGGCCUUCAUCGUCUUUGCCACUGAUGAGGAUGCUCGGCUGGGAAUGAUGCGUACAGGUGGGUCCAUUAAGGGCUCCAAAGUGUCACUGUUGCUUAGCAGCAAGACAGAAAUGCAGAACAUGAUUGAACUCAGCCGACGCAGAUUUGAGGCUGGUGCAGGCACUGUGGAGACAGCUGCACCUGCAGCAGGAAAUGCCACCCGACAAACAGGCGCUGCCCCCAUACCCACAGUGCAGCAAGGGGUUGGGGGAAGAGGCAAUAGCCAAGGAAAUCAGGGAUUCAGUACCACCCAAGCCUUAGUACCGGCAGCAAGCUCAGCUCAGGAGCCACCAACCAACAAGGCAGCAGUCAGCUUGGCCAACAUGGUGCCCAGCUUCCCCAACAGCUACAGUUCAGCACCUGCAAUCACCACAGCCCUGGCAUCACUCAAUGCAGGCCCCCCACCCAUCCCUCCACUUACCAGCAUGCCUUCAAUGCCCACUAUGCCCACACUUCCCACCAUUCCAGUUCCUCCCCCAGUGUCCUCCAUUCCACCUGUCCCUACUGUCACACCCCUUUCCCAAGGACCUCCUGUGCCUCCAAUGUCCCAUCUCCCCCAUAUGUCCUCACUGCCUCCCUUCAACCCCUCCCUACCUCCUCCAGCAGGACUGGGCUCCGGCCUCCCUCUUGGAACCCCCAACCCCAUGCUUUUUAAUCCUCUCUCCCCUCUGGCCUCUCUUGGCCUUCAGGCCCACAUGAAGGCUGGGGCAGCCAAUCCUGAUGAGUUGUUUAUCCUCCUGCAGAAUCUCCCAUUCUCUUGCUCAGAGGUGGAGGUCAGGGAAUUUUUUCGGGGUCUGGGGGUGGAUGUAGUACGUAUGGUGAGGGAUGGGCAGGGCCGGCCAACUGGUAGGGCAAUGGUCAAGUUCUUCUCACCCCAGGAUAGCUUUGAAGCUGCGAAGAGGGGUGGUGGCAUGAUGGGCCAAAGGUUCAUUGAGAUUACCCCAGGCUCUGAGCGACAGUGGGCUAGCCUCAAUGACAGCACGACAAGCCAUGUGUCUCACAAUAACAGUAAAUCAAAUAAUAGCAAUGAGUCACAGGACCAGCAGCACCGCCGUAGUAAUGCAGGGUCAGGAGGAAGAGAUCAGCGAGGAAGGUCACGAUCUCCCCAUCGGCAGGAGUUCUGUGUCUUCCUGAAGGGCCUUCCCUAUGAGGCUGACAAGACACAGGUUAAAGACUUCUUUAAGAAUUUGGCCAUUGUUGAGGACAGCAUCUAUAUUGCCUAUGGGCCCAAUGGGCGAGCCACAGGAGAGGGCUUCCUUGAGUUCAAAACAGAACAGGAUUACAAGACUGCUCUGGGCGCUCACAUGCAGUACAUGGGCACCCGCUUCAUACAGGUCCACCCAAUCAGCCGGAAGGGAAUGCUUGAAAAGAUUGACACCAUUCGCAAACGUGAAGCAGUACAGGGUGAUGGCAAGAACCAGGAUGGCAUGAAAGUUCCUAGAAACUGUGCCCACAUCACCAACAUCCCUUACAAUAUCUCCAAGAAGGAUGUCCGUGCCUUCUUGGAGGGUGUUGGACUUUAUGAGGACACUCUCAAGGUUCUGACGGAUAGUCAAGGCAAUGGUUUAGGGCAAGCUAUCUUCCAGCUGCGGACCGAGGAAGAUGCCCGUAAAGCUGAAAGAUUGCACCGCCAAAAGCUAAAUGGCCGUGAUGCCUUUGUCCACCUGGUGACCUUUGAGCAGAUGAAGGAAAUUGAGAGGAAUCCACCUCCCCAGAACAAAAGGGGCCAACGCAACCUAAACCAGCACACCCAAAAUCUGAACCAGCAUCAGCAAAUCCAACCCAAUCCCCAGCAGCACCAGAUGAACCCAUUUGCUGGGAUUAGUGGGGAUGAGUUUAACUUCCUCAGAAACACCAUGGGGAACCUCAACAGUGCCCCCUUUGUGACUCCAUUCUCAGCUCCAGGAAAUGGGCUAGCAGGCCCUCCCCCUCUCCCUCCUCUGGCAGCAGGGCUGGGGGAGGUGAAUCUGGGUGUAGCUCCUCCACUAGUUGCUGGUCUUCCUGGAGCUCCAAUCUUGGAGCCACCAGGUUUUCGACCUGGAGCUGGGGGUGGAGCGCCUUUCAGCCAGGAUGGGCUGAGAGGCAUGGUGCCCUUUGACAAUGCCAACAGAAAAGGAGGUGGAGGAGGACAGAACCGAGGGGGAGGGACUAACAACAACCAAGGGCGCCCAGGGGCCGGGGCUGCUGGUGGACAGCAGGUGUUUACUCCAGGAGCUGACAGUCUCCGUAACCAGCCAGCCCCUGGAGGAUCCAAUAAUCCCAACAGUCAGCGUGGUGCUGCUUGCCCAACAAUUGUAAAGCUUCAAAAUAUGCCAUUUACUGUAACUGUGGAUGAGAUCAUGGACUUCUUCUAUGGCUACCAGGUGCUGCCAGGCUCAGUCUGCCUGCAGUUCAGUGAGAAAGGCCUGCCAACUGGCGAGGCCAUGGUGGCCUUCCAGAACCAUGAGGAGGCUACUGCCGCUGUCAUGGACCUCAAUGAUCGACCCAUUGGAGCACGCAAGGUCAAGAUAAGCCUGGGUGUUCAGGGGGAAAGGGAGGUGACUGUGAGGGGCGCAGAUGAGGUGGGUGAGGGGGGAGUUCUGCUUCCCAAAUCUAGAAUGGUGGACUGUGUCUCUAAGGUGGAGCUGACCAUCUCCUGCGCCAACCUGCUGGAUAAAGAUGUCGGAUCGAAGUCAGACCCUCUGUGCGUGCUGCUGCAGAAUACUGGAGGAGACACAUGGGCCGAGCUCGGUCGUACUGAGCAGAUAAAGAACUCCUCCAGUCCGUCCUUCAGUCAACGCAUCAAACUGGAUUAUAACUUUGAGACAGUUCAGAAUCUGAAGCUGGGUGUCUACGACAUUGACAACGCCACUGUUGAUGUGAAGGAUGAUGACUACCUGGGAGGGGUGGAGCUAACACUGGGACAGAUAGUGUCCAGUAAAACUGUGACCAGGCCUUUGCAGCUAAAGAAGAACAAGCCUGCAGGGAAAGGCACCAUCACUGUCACUGCAGAGGAGGUAAAGGACAACAGAGCCAUUGUACUGGAGAUGGAGGCUAAAGGCCUUGACAAGAAGGAUACGUUUGGGAAGUCUGAUCCCUUUCUGGAGUUUUUUAAACAAGGAGAUGAUGGAAAGUGGCAGCUGGUCUACAGAACAGAGGUGGUGAAGAACAAUCUGAAUCCCACCUGGAAGAAGUUCUCCGUUCCUCUGCAGACAUUCUGCUCCAGCAAUCUCGACAGACCGCUGAAGGUGGAUUGUUCUGAUUAUGACAGUGACGGGACUCAUGAUUUGAUCGGCUCUUUCACCACUAAAGUCUCUGAUCUUUUGAAAGCUGGGCAAGGUUCUCCUGUGGCAUUUGACUGCAUCCACCCUGACAAACAGAAGAAGAAGAAGAGCUACAAGAACUCUGGUGUUGUCUCUGUGAAGAGCUGCAAGCUGGAGACUCAGUACACCUUCCUAGACUAUGUGAUGGGCGGCUGCCAGAUCAGCUUCACUGUGGGGAUCGACUUCACCGGCUCUAACGGUGAUCCUCGCUCACCCCAGUCCCUCCACUACUUGAGUCCAGACGGGCUGAACGAAUACCUGUCUGCUCUGUGGUCUGUGGGUCAAGUGGUCCAGGACUAUGACACUGAUAAACUCUUCCCAGCAUUCGGUUUUGGGGCCAAACUGCCUCCAGAUUACCAGGCUGCUCACCAUGAGUUCGCCAUCAACUUCAACCCCACUAACCCCUUCUGCCAAGGUAUUCAGGGGAUAGUUGAAGCCUAUAGGAUGGUUUUGCCUCAGCUUCGACUCUCUGGACCCACAAACUUCUCCCCCAUCAUCAACCAUGUUGCUUCUAUCGCCUCCAAUUCCGCACAGACCAACACUGCCUCUCAGUAUUUCAUCCUCCUCAUCCUCACUGACGGUGAGAUCACUGACUUCGACCAGACCCGGGACGCCAUUGUUCGGGCAUCGCAGCUGCCUCUCUCAAUCAUUAUUGUGGGGGUGGGGCCAGCGGACUUUAAGGCCAUGGAGCUUCUGGAUGGAGACGAUGGCAAGCUGAAGUCGACAACAGGGCAGCCCGUGGCCAGAGACAUCGUCCAGUUUGUCCCAUACAAAAAGUUCAAAGAUGCUUCCAAGGCGGCUCUGGGUCAGGCUGUCCUCGCUGAGGUCCCCAACCAGCUGGUCUCUUAUUUCAGGAUGAGAGGCAUUGAUCCACCUAAGGCUGCCCCCAAACCCUAAACCCAUUCACCUGCCCUCCCCAGACCCAUCCUUAAAAGCUGAUGACCCGCACUGAUCUCAUUCCUGGUACAGACCACCCCCCUUCAUAGACCAACCUGAUGUGUCACACUGCAGCAUUCACUGCUACAUUCAGCCUUAAGCCAGUGGUAUUGAUUAUAUUGAUUAUGUAGCUUGCUUCUACUCUAACUAUGCAGAUCUCCUGUUUACUAACAUGCCUUUACUAAUCACAGAGCCAUACACACAGAAUAAGUUUGUGUCCCCGUUCUGUUGCCUUUAUAGUAACAGAAGAAGGUAAAUGUUCAUCUGUAUUGUUUUCCUAUUCACUUCAAUACAGGUUCAUCACAGACAGAGUUUUAUUACAGUAUCAUCUAGUGGACAUCUGAAGAGCUGCUGCUACAAGCGUGUCACCAUGACCAGUUAUUUCAUGUUAUCAUGGUGCAGCUACACAACCUGCUCCAGCUCUGUGUGUGCGCAUGGCUCUGAUUAGCUUUAUUAAUCAGGUAUCAAUACUUGGCACUUUGCUUAUACACAUAUUGCUAGAAAGUGUUGUUAUGAAUGACUUACGUACUAUUUAACAUAGCUUUACUACUAUAGCCUUACUGUAGACCUUAAUGUAGUCGGUGUGACGCUGCUUUAGACUCUUCUGUCUCGACUCAGCGACGCCAUCUUGGUUCCCAGUGCAGCACUUUCUACCAUCUACCUGUGUUUUCUGAAAUGUCACAACUCUAAAUCUCAUUACCUGCAACAUCCAGUACAUGAUGUCAGCAUAGUGCACAGGUAAUCUCUUAUCAGCUGACUUGAUGAUUAUAGUUAAACUUCAUGAAGGUUUGGCUGACAGCGCUGUAGUAUCCAUCUGCAGACGGGUCAUCUCCGUUCACAGCUUGGAUUAAAUUCAAAAAUGGACAUCGCCAGCCAAGUCAUGUCGUUCUGAUUAUACUACAUUAGUUAGUCAAUGUUGACAUGUAGAUGACGUGUCUGUCAAGUGCCUUGUUAAAUAAACUCCCUGACAGAAACGCCCCUUAGACUUAAAGCCCCUUUACACUGUGCAAAUGUGGUUGACUGAAACAUGGAAAAGGUUUUUGGUUGUUGGUGCCAAUGGGCAGUCCCACAUUGCCCUGUGAGGCUUUGUGGAUUUAGCAGAAAAAAACAGUGUGCGGCAAAAUUUAGAGAGUGUCAAAGUUUGAAUCAAGUUUUCAUUGUGGCUGCUGCUGUGACCCACAUCUGCAAGUCCAACAACAUGAAAUGUUUCAGAAUACACCGGCCAACUUUUCCCUAGUAGCCACGGCUGAGUUUGCCCUCCUCUGUUGUGGCUUUUCAAUCCCCAGACGUGUCAUCGUGACGGCCAAAUCGUGCUGAUUGUUCAUGACGUGUCUCUGCUUUCUGCUGCUGUUUUUCUGUUUGAUUAGAAGUGUAACAAUACACAGAUUGAUAUCCGUCUGACACAGAUUAUGAACCAGGAUGUUAUCUUAACCAUCCUGCACAGUGUGACAUACAGUAAACAUAUCAUUAUCACACCGUUAAAGGUGCAUUUAAACAUGCGCUGGGAGCCAACAUGGCCAUCUGAGCAGCACAGCGACGUCACUGCAGGCUGUGUUCGCUUUGUGUGGAAGUUACCGUGACCACUGUCGGCAUCCAAGUGAGACAUUGUCCUAGGUGUCGUUAAAUAGUUUAUUCUCUGAAAAGUAAACAAACGGGAAUACCCAUUUUGAUUAUGAGCUGUUUUACUCACAUGACAGUAGAUUAGAACUGCAAAAACUUGUAUCAGCACAUUUUGAUAAUCACAUAUUUAGAUUUUCAAAUGUGAGGAUUUGAUCCUUAGUUUUAAACUGGGACUAAAUCUUUUGUGUUUUAUGAAUCUCUUAUUGACAUUCAGAGACAAAAGGGCAAAGAAAAGAGAUUAUUCUCUGUACUCACCAGGAAUUCCAGUUCUUUCUUUGAUUUUCCCUCCAGCGUCUCAGCUCCUACAUAAAUACACAGUUACUGUGUUAGCUGCUCCAGUACGCUGGUUGACGGUGCAGCCCAGCAGGUGAAAUUUACUCCACACGGAGUUUGAACACUUGUAAUUAAGGACGGUGCUGGUUGACAUUUUCAGCUGUCCACUGAUAUGAGCAAUUGGGAGUCCUAACCACGAUGACCCGAACGCAGCAUCACGCAUCUGUUCGGUUUAUGUGCCAAAGACUAUCUCCUGAUUUCAGUAGCCCGUCCCACCUGGGAUACUGGAAUGGCCUAAACACACAAACAAAUCUUAAAAUGUGUCAUAACUUCACUGCAGCAAAGCUGCCGUUAAUGUUGUUUAAAUACACUGCUGCCACGCUUCAUCUGUAAGCACUAAAAGUUACUUAAAAUGAGUUUGUUUUGUGCCUUAUUACAGAUAAUCGAGAUGUGAAUAGAAUAAUGAACAUACAAAGAAGCUUGACCAGUUUGUGUUCAGCGUUUUAACCCCAAAGCCACAAGGAAGACACACUUGUAAUUAAGUUUGUAUCCUUUAAACCAUUUAAGUUCCUUGUGCUCUGAAUGUUGACAUGACAGCAUUAACAGGAAACGUUUCAGAUAGGAUAAAAAGUAACUUUCAUGUUUUUGUCCAGUUAUUAGGAACUGUUUGGGGCUUUUUUUGUUGUUGUUGUUGUUAAUGUUGGAUAUUUGUAUUGUUUAAUGUUGAAAGCACUGAGAUUUGUUUUACCUUGAGAAAAGAAGUUCAUUCUUCACAUUUGGGAACAGCCUGUGUAACGCUGCGGUCAGACCAAAGUUCACCCGGCAACAUUAACUGGUGUGGUGUGGCCAGAAGCAGGAGAGGACAGAACGUAGCAUGGGUAGGAUUGUAAAGAUGAGCUGCAGAAGUAGUAUGGCUCAGGGAUUGACAAUGGCACUCCAUAAAGGUGUGUAUUAAACAAGGGCUUAUUAGACAUGUAGCUGACAUUAACCUCUCUCACUGUCCUUGCACUCGCCACAGCAUCUUCUUAAACAUAUCGUUUGCAUGUCUUUAAAGUAGUGUUUUAUGUUUCCAGCAGUUUGUCUGCCUCUGUAGUGCCAACGGUGUCUGCUGUGUCAGACUGUGCUUGGCUGUUUUUGGACCAAGUUUGAAAGCACAUUCAUGUAAAAUUGCAAAACUUACACACAUUGAUCUACAGAAAAAGGUUUUUUGUUUUUUUUUUAGUGACAGAUUUCCGAGGCUGGAGAAUUAGUUUGAUCACGGACUCCAGAGUUUGACCGAUCAAAUAUUCAUCAGCAGGUGAAUCUGAAGACAAAGAGACGCACUUCAAAACUCUGGGAAAAGCUAAUUAAGAGGAGCAUGAGUUCAGACUUUACUGUGUAUGUGCUGUUUUGGUGCCAGAAAGGAGCAAAUUCUGAGUGUUUAUCAUGAUGUUUUUCUUCUUUGUUGCCAAGAACUUGUUUUAUGUAAGUUUCCUAGUUCAAGAGAAACUUAACAUGUGGUUUAAAGCAGCUUCACAUUUUAGAUUAUUAUUUUUUGUUUGUUUUAAGCCGACUUUAAAGAGAAUGUUCUUAGAAAAUCAUGGUGGAAAUUUGAUCUAAGUUUAUCAAACAUUCUGUAUUGUCCAUGUAAUGGCAGCUGCGUGGUCACAUGAUGAUGUAAAGGGGGAAUUUUGGACACAUUUGUCCGUCAAACCAUCACAGGGGCAAAAAUGUAUCGUGAAAUGAUAAAAAGAAGACGGCUGAUCUUGGUGAAGAACUGCAGUAGGAUGUGCUUUGCUCCAUAGCGCUGCCAUCUGUCUCAACCUGUUCUUCUGCACUCUGUUAAAUGGAUUGAUUUACAGUAUCAUGUGACCAGUAGCUGACAUCUACUCAGUAUAACUAAACCAGUAAUAUCACUAUGUAUGAGCACAGCCUGUUAUAAUAGACUAAUAAAAAGAUCUUGGGGAAAGAAA
Messenger RNA from Monopterus albus (swamp eel), 8436 nucleotides. Its product is annotated as RNA-binding protein 12-like. Gene Ontology annotation, biological process: cellular response to calcium ion; regulation of canonical NF-kappaB signal transduction; positive regulation of tumor necrosis factor-mediated signaling pathway. Gene Ontology annotation, molecular function: RNA binding; calcium-dependent phospholipid binding. Gene Ontology annotation, cellular component: plasma membrane. The record is from RefSeq and is a predicted model, not a curated record. Lineage: Eukaryota; Metazoa; Chordata; Actinopteri; Synbranchiformes; Synbranchidae.